Salvelinus namaycush (lake trout) is the source of this 944-nucleotide messenger RNA. RefSeq lists its product as uncharacterized. The record is from RefSeq and is a predicted model, not a curated record. The transcript has 2 exons. NCBI's taxonomy places the organism in Eukaryota, Metazoa, Chordata, Actinopteri, Salmoniformes, Salmonidae. The coding region runs from base 133 to 915 and encodes 260 amino acids.
GAUACCACUCUAAGCACCACACCCUUGCCAAUUUUCCCUGCUCUGGAGAAUGUAGGAGACUGGGAUCUGGAACUCAACAUAGAUGAUAAGUUCAAGACUGACAAGGAGGUCAACGUCCAUGUGCAGCUGAUUAUGAAUGAGGAGCAAUCCUCUGGAGUUGACACCCUGCGAAGAGCGUUCAACCAUCUCAUCACAGUGAAUGACACCAUGUCCUUCAGGUACUGGGUAAGCAAAGCAAUGCCAGAAGAGGUGGCCUACAGAUAUGUCUGUAUCCCUCAUGUACCUGGGUUCUGGGAUCACGUUGUGGUGGGAACCCGUCCCCUUCCCAGAACGGAGAAGCUGAUCGGACCUGAUGACUCCUUACCGAGAUUGUUCAAUGUGUCACUUGGGUCCUACAGGUUUCAUUGGUGCUGUUUUGUCUUGAAGAAACAGAUCAUUUUGACUAUGUGGUGCACUUUGUUGCCCAGGAGAGGGCAGUCUAAGGUCGUCACAGUUGUUGACAACACACUGAGAAACCUCACCUCGAGCAUAGAGUUUAGAAGAAUGGUAUUCUAUCUUUGUAGGUGGUUUACAGCUCAGUACGUGUCACCACAAGACAGGCGGCUUAACCUUGUGUUAGAUUGUAAACCCAGUGAAGGUGCUACUUUGGUCCAUGUCAUAGCUUUGUUGGCCUCCAGGAUUGGGAUGGAAACAGUAACACCUCACCUGGCCCAGCAACGGACCAAAGAUGAUAGCAAUUACUGUUUCAAUGGCAGGAAUGCCAACAGCAUGUUCACAUGCCCCUCAGACGGUAAUUCAGGAGGUAAUUACAUCGAUAUUGUUGAGGAGUUUAGCUCCUACCACAACAGUGGCGAUGAUGUUAUUGGUCUCACUCACAUGUCCACAACCACAGUGUUACAGCUUCCUUUAAAGUAGAGCAAUGAUGUUUGUCUAGUGUUACCUCA